AUGGAGGAAGACGAAGAAUAUUUGAGUGGACGUGCCAGGAGAUUUGUUCUUGGUUCAACCCUGAUGCGAGAUGCUUGCGUGUCGCGUUUGGAAAUCAAUUACAAGCAUGAUCUUGUGUCUGUCAGGACAUACGAACGGUUCUAUGCAAAGUACAAUGUGCUUCUAUACUACAUAUUCACCGUACUUAAUCUACUAACAAUCAUCCUAGAGUAUCCUUCCUCCAUACUGAUAAAAAAUCACGAGUUACCGUAUUACAUUCCCUUGAUAAUUAAUUUAAUUUGUGAAUGCUUUUUUUAUUAUCGCUGGUAUAUGAUUCAUUCAAUGUCCGAGAAGACAAAACUCACGGAAAAUAUCUCAUCAAAAAUGACUUUAGGCAUAUUGAUAUUGAUGUCUUUGGACGCUGUGAUCUAUAUUCUGUGUCAAAGUGUGCGAUUUGCUACUCCUGUUCGCUGGUCAAGAGGACUACGCCCGAUACUGCUACUGACUUUUCCGGAAAGUAGACGUUUACGUGCAGCGUUUUCCAAUCUAACUCGUACAGCAAUUGAUGUCAUACCCGUAUUCGGUCUGUUCCUGGCAACGGUGACCUUUGCAAGUAUUGUGGCCAUGACUACUUUAGGCGGUCAAAAGCUCACAUAUCCGAACGGAAAGCCUUACUUUAGUAAUUUCUUGGACGUAUUUUGGGACCUAUACGUACUGACCACAACGGCCAACUCGCCAGAUGUGAUUAUACCCGCGUAUGAAAACAAUCGCUUGUUCAUACUACUAUAUAUAUUUAUCUGCACCAUAUGCAACUGGCUGUUUAUGGGCAUUCUGACCGCAUCUGUAUACAAUUCCUACAAGGUCCACCUCGGGGAAUUUGUAGUCACUACAGUAGCCAAACGAAAGCAAAAACUGGACGAAGCAUUUCAUCUAGUGGCCACUCAAGGACCAGAUGGCGCACCGGGUAUCAGUCAAGGCACAUUUUUACGCUUGAUGCGUAUUGUGAAACCACGUCGCAGUGAGGAUUCACUCAAAGUCCUAUUUUACAUCCUAAACAAAAGUCGGACCGGGUAUUUAAAUUUGAACGAAUUUGGCCGGUUGUCUGAAUACAUGCAAGCCCAUCUGAUAGAAGUGGAACUCAGUCGGAAAUACUUUCAGAAAUUCAUUCCUAAAUUCUACGACCUCUAUAUAACUCCAAAUUUCCAAACAUUCAAAAGUGUCGUCGAUCACCAAGUAACCAGAUUGUUCUUCGUCUGUUUAAUCGUGGCCAAUGGGAUUACUGCAAUCCUGCUUCGUAGCUAUCCCCAGCUGCAGAACUCCAUUGAAUGGGGUUUCACUUUGAUCUUUCUGGUUGAGCUGAUAAUCAACUACCUGGCAAGUGGAGGUGUAACCUUUUUUGAGGACGGUUGGGUCAUAUUCGAUUGCGUGGUUGUUUUUGGUGCUCUAUUUGGACAAAUAGUGGAAUCCGCGCUCACGGCUGUCGGGGUGGAUAUUCCAAGCGGGAUUACUCAAAUGCUACUUUUGAUGCGGCUAGUUCGUCUACUUAAAGUGUUCAGUGCUGUACCCAAAUUCAAAGUAGUCAUUAAUUGUGUCCUGACAAUUCUACCUUCUCUGGCCGCAUAUACAACUAUUCUGUUAAUUCUUUUCUACGUCUAUUCAUGCUUCGGAAUGGAAGUGUUUAGCUACUUAUACGAGCCACCACCACAGCACAACUACUCGGCAAACACAUACUGUCAUCAUCCCAAUUUACGAGACACGGAAUUUGUCUCGUGGCACUAUUGUCUGUUCAAUUUUAACAGUUUCACAGAAUCGUUCACUAUGCUCCUCGUACUUACGGUCGGCAACAACUGGCAAAUCUUUGCUGAAGGGACCGAAUUAGUUACCAACCAAUGGUCGCGUAUUUUCUUUCUCUUUAUUCACUGGACUUGUGUUCUGUUGGUGCUGAAUGUUGUUCUGGCCUUCAUUAUCGAAGCUUUUCUGAUUGAAUACGAUGCCCAGGGAAGUCGUUUUGAAUCAUACAUUGAAGAAAGGCUAGAAGAAAUUGGUAUGAAUGCAGAAAGUGAACUGUUGAAACGCGGUAUUCAUGACUACGGUAAACAGGGAUUCCAAAUGUCGAAGAAAGCGCUCGACGACGCAUUUCCUAUCAACUCACCCCGAUCGAAAGCCUUUUUCCUUCGAUCAGACAGUGCUUCAAUUGAAAUACUCAUGUUUCGUAUGUUUGAAAAGGAAGUGGAAGAAAUUCUGGCAGAUUAUCGCAGCAGUGUGAGACAAAAUCGGUUCAAGGCUCAUGAUACACUAGGACAAGCUGCUGGUUGA
Molecule: messenger RNA, 2295 nt
Organism: Echinostoma caproni
Lineage: Eukaryota; Metazoa; Platyhelminthes; Trematoda; Plagiorchiida; Echinostomatidae
Source: the annotation of a GenBank genome assembly